GUCUCCACCCCUCAACACUUGAGAUAUCGGACCGACGACGAGAUAGAUGGAGAUGAAACAGUUGAAGAAUCAAACAAACUCUGAUGAACAAGAAGUAAACAAGAAACAAAGUUAUCCUGUUACGUUGAAGUUUGACAACAUUGUUUACAAGAUUAAAACCAAGAACCAAGGAUUCCUCAAACACACAUCACGGAAAUGUAAUCCGAAGAAACUCGGAGAGAAAAUAAUAUUGAAGGGGGUGACAGGUGAAGUAGUACCUGGAGAGAUGCUAGCAAUGUUAGGACCUUCUGGUAGUGGCAAAACAACCCUUCUAAAUGCUUUGGGACGACGACUUAUUGGUGGAGACCUAAGCGGAAGCAUUACAUAUAAUGGAAAGCCUUUCUCCAAUGGUAUGAAUCGGAGAACCGGUUUCGUUACUCAAGAUGAUAUAUUCCAUCCGCACCUUACGGUUAUCGAAACGCUCAUAUUCACUGCUCUUCUGCGAUUGCCGCAAUCUUUCACUCUAGAAGAGAAGAGUAGGCAAGCGAAAGCAGUGAUAUCUCAACUUGGAUUAACCAAGUGCAAAGACAACAUUAUGGGCGGAGCAUUUGUCAGAGGUGUUUCAGGUGGAGAAAGGAAGAGGGUUAGUAUCGGACAAGAAAUGCUCAUCAACCCAAGCUUAUUGUUUCUCGAUGAACCCACUUCCGGUCUUGAUUCGAGGUCGGCUCAGCAAGUCGUUUCGAUUUUGUUGGAGCUAGCAAACGGAGGACGAACGGUUUUGAUGUCGAUUCACCAACCUUCUAUGAAUAUAUUUUACAUGUUUCAUAAGAUUUUACUGUUAUCAUCAGAUGGUAAUCCGUUAUAUUUUGGGAAGACAGAAAAUUCCGUGGAUUAUUUUUCGUGCAUUGGCUACUCCAUAUCGAAUGCCACUACUAACCCCGCCGAUUUCCUUCUGGAUCUUGCUGAAGGUGUUUGUCCAGGCCGUUUGAACGGUGAAAAAGAGAUUAAGCAACAUCUUGUGUCUGCUUACAAGACCAAUCUUUCGGACAGAAUAAAAGAAGAAUUUCUGGAAACGGGGAACCUUCAAUUAAGUGCUCAAUUCGAAGAACAAGUGGAUGAAAAGCAAUUCAGUGAAUGGAACACAUCUUGGAUUCAACAGUUUUUGGUAUUGCUCAAAAGAGAUCUCAAAGAAAGAAAGCAUGAAUCUUUCUCCGGCAUGAAUGUCUGUCAGAUAUUGGUUUUUUCAUGUAUAUGCGGACUUCUCUGGUGGCAAUCAAGUUCUUUACAAGAUCAGAUGGGGUUCUUAUUCUUUUGCACAUUGUUUUGGAGCGUUCGACCAUUUUACAACUCGGUGCCUACUUUCCCUUUAGAAAGAAUGAUGCUUACCAAGGAGCGCUCAUCAAGCAUGUACAGACUUUCUUCCUACUUCAUUGCAAAAACAGUCGCCGACCUUCCAAUGGAACUUGUCCUUCCCACAGUUUUUGUCGUAAUAACGUACUGGAUGGGAGGGUUAAAACCGACCGCGGCGCACUUCUUCAAAACAUUGUUUGUCAUUCUGUACGGUGCACUGGUUUCUCAAGGCGUAGGGCUCGCACUUGGUGCUGUUGUCAUGAAUAUUAAGGCUUCUAUCACAUUUGGUUCAGUCAUAGUUGAGACAUUCUUCUUAGCCAGUGGGUAUUACGUGCAAAAUGUCCCGAAAUUCGUAUCGUGGUGCAAGUACAUUUCUCCUUCUUAUUUCACUUACAAGCUCUUACUAGCUUCCCAGUUCAAAGCCGAUGAUAUAUAUCAGUGUGUCCCGAAUAACGCUACGUGCAAAAUUGGGAGUUACCCUGCUAUACAGAAGAUUGGACUUGGGAAUGUAGGUACAUCUAUUGCUGCGCUUACUGUAAUGCUUGUAGGCUACAGAGUCAUUGCUUAUCUUGCGCUAAUGAGAAUUGGAGUAGCCGCCGGUUAAAGAACCUUUUACCAGUUAUUCUCAACCUUCAAAUACCAAAU
Molecule: messenger RNA, 1974 nt
Organism: Papaver somniferum (opium poppy)
Lineage: Eukaryota; Viridiplantae; Streptophyta; Magnoliopsida; Ranunculales; Papaveraceae
Product: ABC transporter G family member 9-like
Exons: 4
Coding region: 47-1933 (628 amino acids)
Cellular component (GO): membrane
Molecular function (GO): ATP binding; ABC-type transporter activity; ATP hydrolysis activity
Source: RefSeq, a predicted model, not a curated record